CAUCUAAAAUUUAAUCAAAAUACAAAUUAAGCAAAAAUGGACGAAUGUGUAAUAGAAAUUAACGAUUCAGUCAUAACUAUUGAAAGUGAGGCUGAUGGAGAAGACGGCGAAGUCAGAGAGGUGUCUUCAGAUGACGUUACGGAAGUUAUAGAAAUAAAGGAAGAUGAAAAAAAAGUACAGGAAGGUAAUAAAGAUGUAUUGGUAUUUGAGGUCAACUUUCGCAAUGCUGAUGAUUACAAUAAACUACAGUGCCGCCUAUUAAAAGCAUUAAGCAGAACAUUCACUGAAGAAGGAUUAGUUUUCCAAACGAGCGCAACAAAACCAAGCAUAGGGGCUUAUAAAAAAGCACCCACAGCUCUUCCCGAUAGUGAUUUAUUCCUGGUGGAUACAGCGCCAGCGGUAAAGUUAAAUGCGUCUCAAGUGCCUUCAUAUAAACGCUGCCAUACUGAUGUACUUGACGAGGACACACCAAAUCGUAAGAAACUUAAGGCGGAUGCGGUUAACAAAUGCUUACGGCCAAAAGUGCAGUCAUCCUGCUUCAAUUGCGGUGAGGCUGGUCAUGGACUACGUGAAUGCACAAAGCCACGUAAUCAAAAUAGAAUACAGAAAGCACGCAAGAAGGCUGUUCGCGUGCAACGCUACCAUGUGGAUACGGAGCAACGUUUUGCACACAUACGACCUGGCAAGAUUAGCACCAAAACACGUCAUGCUAUGGGCUAUGGACGCAAUGAGUUGCCCUUUAUGUUCUAUCGCAUGCGUGUGCUGGGCUAUCCACCCGCCUGGCUGGAAGAAGCCAAGGUGCAGGGAUCCGGCAUAGCGCUCUUUAAUGCGGAUGGUACCGAAGUUCAAAAACCUGAUGUGGAGGACGGCGAGGAGGAUAGCUUCAAAUUUGAUAUCAACAAAAUUAUAGAAUUUCCUGGUUUUAAUAUGGUGCCGGAUAGCAAGUUUUUUGAUGACUAUCAACAUCACAAUGUACCACCGCUCUUGAAGGAACAGCUUAAGGACAACUUUAUUAAAUCGCUGGGCGAUAAUGUGAUCAAGGGUUAUAAGCGCAAGAAACUGUUGGAUUUGCCUACAGCGCACGAUGCUGAUUCCCCAACGCUGGAAAAUAGUACAAACUGUGUUCCUCACGACAUGGAUAUGGAUGACGCAGAGGAUGCACCACAAACAUUACAGCCACCAUUGCCUUUAGAGCCAGCCAAGUCCGACGUACCUGCCCCGCCACUCUCAGCUGAAGAAGUAGAAACUCCGCGUAGCAGUUCACCAACGCUUGACGAUUUAAAAGCCCAACAGGACCAGCUUUUGCAACAAUUAGAGACCAAUACAACAUUGAACACAACUACGGACACAAGUAUGGCAGAACCAGAGGCAUCACCUGUUAAGGUGUCCACACCCUUUAAAGGUCCUUCUAUUGAAGGCACGCCAAUUCUAAAGUUCUCUGUAUAUGACAAGCUGCCGGUGGGCGAUAAUUUCAAAGCUGGAGUCAGCGAUGUUAUUAACUUUGAGAAUCUACCCGAUUCGACGGGCAAAUAUGAACAAAUGAAGGGUGUGCUAAAGAACAUACGCCAACGCAUGGAGCAGCUACAAAAUGCUGACGAUUAAGGAAUUAAAUAAUAAUGUUUUCCAAGUU
Drosophila busckii is the source of this 1630-nucleotide messenger RNA. RefSeq names its product zinc finger CCHC domain-containing protein 8 homolog. Lineage: Eukaryota; Metazoa; Arthropoda; Insecta; Diptera; Drosophilidae. Gene Ontology annotation, molecular function: RNA binding; zinc ion binding. Gene Ontology annotation, cellular component: catalytic step 2 spliceosome. The transcript is spliced from 4 exons. The record is from RefSeq and is a predicted model, not a curated record. Bases 37 to 1602 code for a protein of 521 amino acids.